Messenger RNA from Otolemur garnettii (small-eared galago), 2801 nucleotides. It is a transcript of the gene DHX33, whose product is annotated as DEAH-box helicase 33. The transcript is spliced from 12 exons. Gene Ontology annotation, cellular component: nucleolus; intracellular anatomical structure. Gene Ontology annotation, biological process: positive regulation of transcription by RNA polymerase I. The record is from RefSeq and is a predicted model, not a curated record. Lineage: Eukaryota; Metazoa; Chordata; Mammalia; Primates; Galagidae. Gene Ontology annotation, molecular function: ATP binding; RNA binding. The coding region runs from base 49 to 2169 and encodes 706 amino acids.
GGCCGGAGCUGCUGGCGCCCGCGCGUCCCGCCGCGGCGCCCUCGCGACAUGCCGGAGGAGGCGGGCUUCCCGCCGGCCAAGAGAUUCCGGCCGGGCUCUGGGCCUCCGAGCCGCGCCGGGUCCUUCCGUCCCGGCGGGCGAGUGGUGAUGCUGCUGACUCCGGGCAGCGGCGGCAAAGGAGGAGGAGGCCGUAGGCAGCAGCCGCCCCUGGUUCAGCCCUCGGUCAGUCCCUACCCUGAGGCCGUGGAGCUGCAGCGCCGGAGUCUGCCCAUCUUCCAGGCGCGCGGCCAGCUGUUGGCCCAGCUCCGAAACCUGGACUGCGCUGUCCUUAUCGGGGAAACUGGCUCAGGGAAAACGACUCAGAUUCCUCAGUACCUCUAUGAAGCGGGGAUCAGCCGCCAGGGCAUCAUUGCUGUGACCCAGCCUCGCCGCGUGGCUGCCAUCUCUCUUGCUACUAGAGUUUCAGAUGAGAAGAGAACUGUACUUGGGAAGCUGGUUGGCUACACAGUGCGCUUUGAUGAUGUCACCUCAGAAGACACCAAGAUCAAGUUUCUUACAGAUGGCAUGCUUCUGCGUGAAGCAAUUUCGGACUCCAUGCUUCGGAAGUAUAGCUGUGUCAUUUUGGAUGAAGCCCACGAACGGACUAUUCACACAGAUGUGCUCUUUGGAGUGGUGAAAACUGCACAGAAGAAGCGAAAGGAACUGGGGAAACUGCCCCUCAAAGUGAUUGUGAUGUCAGCUACCAUGGAUGUGGACCUAUUCUCUCAGUAUUUCAAUGGCGCCCCUGUCCUCUACCUGGAGGGACGGCAGCAUCCGAUCCAGGUUUUUUAUACCAAACAGCCUCAGCAUGAUUACCUGCAUGCAGCACUGGUUUCAGUCUUCCAGAUCCACCAGGAAGCCCCUUCUUCUCAGGACAUCCUGGUGUUCCUGACAGGUCAGGAGGAGAUUGAAGCAAUGAGCAAGACCUGCCGAGACAUUGCAAAGCACCUUCCAGAUGGCUGCCCCUCAAUGGUGGUCCUUCCUCUGUAUGCCUCUCUGCCCUAUGCACAGCAGCUCCGUGUCUUCCAAGGGGCCCCAAAGGGCUAUCGCAAAGUGAUCAUUUCAACCAACAUCGCUGAAACCUCCAUAACCAUUACAGGAAUAAAAUAUGUAGUUGACACUGGCAUGGUUAAAGCAAAGAAGUAUAACCCUGACAGUGGUCUCGAGGUGUUAGCAGUGCAGCGAGUGUCAAAGACCCAGGCCUGGCAGCGCACAGGGAGGGCUGGCAGAGAAGACAGUGGCAUCUGUUACCGGCUGUAUACCGAGGAAGAGUUUGAGAAGUUUGAGAAGAUGACCAUGCCAGAGAUCCAGAGGUGUAACUUGGCCAGUGUGAUGCUUCAGCUCCUAGCAAUGAAAGUCCCAAAUGUGCUCACCUUUGACUUCAUGUCCAAACCAUCUCCAGAUCACAUUCAGGCGGCCAUUGCCCAACUGGACCUGUUAGGUGCUCUUGAACAUAAGGAGGACCAGCUUACCCUGACUCCAAUUGGAAGAAAGAUGGCAGCAUUUCCUUUAGAACCCAAAUUUGCCAAAACCAUCCUCCUGUCCCCUAAAUUCCACUGUACAGAGGAGAUUCUGACCAUCGUCUCCCUGCUGUCUGUGGACAGUGUCCUUCACAACCCUCCUUCCCGGCGGGAGGAAGUACAGGGUGUCCGGAAGAAGUUCAUAUCUAGUGAGGGCGACCACAUUACCCUGCUCAACAUCUAUCGAACCUUCAAAAACACAGGUGGAAAUAAGGAAUGGUGCAAAGAGAAUUUUGUCAACAGUAAGAAUAUGACGCUAGUCACUGAAGUCAGAGCACAGCUGAGGGACAUCUGCUUAAAGAUGUCAAUGCCAAUCUUGUCAUCCCGAGGAGACAUGGAGAGCAUCCGCCGCUGUCUGGCUCACAGCCUCUUCAUGAGCACUGCUGAGCUUCAGCCAGAUGGUACUUAUGCCACCACGGACACCCACCAGCCAGUGGCCAUCCACCCCUCGUCUGUCCUUUUCCACUGCAAACCAGCCUGUGUGGUAUACACUGAGCUGCUUCACACCAACAAGUGCUACAUGCGGGACCUCUGCGUUGUGGAUGCCGAGUGGCUGUAUGAGGCUGCCCCCGAGUACUUCAGGAGGAAGCUGAGAACUGCCAAAAGCUGAGAACUAUCAGGACUGAGCUGUUCCAGGAGGAUGCGGCCAGAAUUACUGGUGCCUGGGAGCAUGGCCCACAGCUGUCCUUGUAGCAGACUUCCAGGUUGGCUCCUAGAGAAGCAGCAGGUUUUAAUGCAGCUAAAUGUGCCCAGCUUCCAGGAGUUUGAAAGCAUCUUUGCUUAAAAACUUAAGACUGAACCCUGUAGAUAUGUACAUAUCAUUUAUAUUCUGGAAACUUCAAAAUCACGUUUCUGGUUUCUCGUGGCUGACUUUGAGUGAUUUAGAUAACUUCUGAGCCUCAGUUUCCUCACAUGGGAAUAAUAAUAAUAAUAAUAAUUGCUUAGAGGAUUGGGGUUACGAAGUUUAGAGAAAGUACCCAGAGCUAUUUCUGGUGCAUGACAGACAUAUAGUGAGCUGUGAGCCAUUACGCUUACUCUUACUGUUUUCAGCAUGACAUGGAUUGAGUACAACAAAAUUUCAAGUUCUGUGACUGAGGGGAAUUUUCUAGAAUAGGGGCAUAAGAAGUUGCAGAGCUUGGACGUUUGUUGUCCAUGUUUCUGUUUUAAUGUCUAGCUGUAUGAAGCUUUAAAAUGGAAAAAAUAGUGUGUGGCUGAUGCCUGUAAUGCUAGCACUCUGGGAGG